Molecule: messenger RNA, 2872 nt
Organism: Teleopsis dalmanni
Lineage: Eukaryota; Metazoa; Arthropoda; Insecta; Diptera; Diopsidae
Exons: 7
Coding region: 174-2786 (870 amino acids)
Cellular component (GO): nucleus
Source: RefSeq, a predicted model, not a curated record
UAAGUGCAACACUAUAAUAUGCUCUGAUCAACAUUUUCUUGUCAAUUGUUCUACAAGGAGCAUUGUAUUGUUUAAUCGUCAUUUUACAGAUAUAUGUAUGCUUAUAAAUGUUUUAUUUACUAAAUAAUUAAGUAGCGAUUAUAUAUUGCUUGACAAACAGUAGUUGGAAAGCAAUGGAACCUAACAAUUCUGGUUUAAGUGUAUUGGAGAUGCAAAAUGGCUGGAACGUUAAUGCAACCGUUCCCCGGAGAGAAGAAUUUAUUGAUCACACACUUCUGGCUCCUGAAUAUAUCAGAGAUCCUAACAGCUUUAUAGUGCAACUUAUAGAAGGACCAUAUGUUUUUCAAAAUCAAAUUCCAACCACUUCCUUCAAUACAACUAAUACGUUUACACCAGAUUUAAAUUUUCAUAACACAGUUUUUCAACUUGUAAACAUACCCGACCAGUUUCAAGUAGCAAAUUAUAUUGGAAAUGGCAUUCCAACUAUUGUCGGAUCACAACUUCAAAUGGAACAUAAUGAAACAUCAUUGGGGUUAACAGAAAGUAAGGAACCAGAGCUAGGUUUUAGCUCUGGAACAACAUUGGAAUUAACUGAAAGGAGCAAUUCUCCUUGCACUGAAGAAACUAAUGAAGACCUUACUUUUAACUCUGGCACCACAUUAGAAUUAACUGAAAGAAGCACUUCCCUUUGUCGUAAAGAAACUAAUGAAGAUCUAACCUUCAAUCCUGGAACAACAAUAGGAUUAACUGAAAGAAGCAAUUCUCUCUGCAAUAAGGAUAUUACUGAAAAUUUAACGUUUAACUCUGGAGCUACUUUGGGAUUAACUGAAAGAAGCAAUUCCCUUUGUCGUAAAGAAACUAAUGAAGAUCUAACCUUCAAUCCUGGAACAACAUUAGGAUUAACUGAAAGAAGCAAUUCUCUUUGCAACAAGGAUAUUACUGAUGAACUAACGUUUGAUUCUGGAGCUACAUUAGGAUUAACUGAAAGAAGCAAUUCCCUUUGUAGUAAAGAAACUAAUCAAGAUCUUACUUUUAACACGGAAUUUUUGAAUACUGACGAAGAUAAACUUUGUACUCCAGAAAAUGAGUCAACACUUGAUUCCGCAACCGUUCAACAAUUUCCAAGUCUGUCAUUGUUAACUCAGUCAAGUGUAGGGCUAAGUGAUUCAGAUGUAUUGCAAAGUGCGGAUCUUACAAUUGCUCGUACUCUUAAAACCAAAAAAGUAUUGCCGCACAAAAAACGAAUAUCGCGCAAAUUAAAAGCUUCAAGGGAAUGUUUAGAAUCUUUAGAAUUGCCAGUAACUUUAGACGAAAACAUAACGAAUGGUCAUGCAACAUGUACUGUGCAAUUUAAUUGUGAAAUUUGUGGUCAGUCCUGUGUUUCGCAGUUAGACUUCUUUUCACACCUAAAACAGCAUUACGAGCCAACUAAUACUGACACGAUCCUUACAGAUAUAAGUUCCAUUGAUUCGUUAGCGGCAGCUACUAACUGCGAAGAAAAUUGCUCAUUAAAUAAAAAAAAUGACAUUUCUACUGUCACCUCUGUUUAUGAGAGUCUUAAUUUUGAGGACUUCUCUAAUGUUGAUACUGUCCAUUGUGUUGUAGAUCAAAACAAUGAUUUAAAACUUAUAAGCGCAAAUAAUAUAGAAAAAUGUAUAGAUUUCGUUACACAGCCAAAUACUGCUUCUGGUAUAGAUCCAGAUGAAACCGAGUUUAGUGAUACUGAAGACAUGUUAGAAGGAAUACGAAACGUUGUAGAUAAAGUGUCUGUUGAAGAUACUUGUGAUGAAAUUGAUCUUAUGACUUCUAAUGAUAUACGAAAUGAAUGGUUAAACAAUAAUUUUAGUGGAAUAGCAUUUAAAGGCGAAGUAUCUCUUGAACCCCUUCAAAUGAUGGUAUCGGACACACACAAUGUGUCUUUGAUUGAAAAGGAUAUUUCGUUAAAAAUGAAUGAUACUGCUGACCUGCAAUUAUUUUCAAAUGAUAACUGUAUAGACAAAGAAACAUUUGACAAUAAUUGUAAGGAUGUAAAUAGUUCAUAUCUUAGUGAUGACAAUUUAGAGUUAAUAAGUUCUGUAGGGAUAGGAGAAAAUAUUUCAACAACUGUGUGCAUUACUACUUUGGAUAAAGAAAAACCAUAUAAGAGUAAAACACCAAAAAAAAGCAAUAAACCAAAAAAAAAGAGAAAAGGUAGAACUAAAAAUGAUUGCGCAAAUAAAAAAGAAGUCAGCAAAAGAAAAGAUACCAUUAAAAAGAAGAAACAAUGGAUGUGUAGUAGUUGUGAUCGCGGUUUCAAUUCUGCUAACGCUCUCAAGUAUCACAAUCGGACGCAUUCUGGAGUUCGACCUCAUCAGUGUGAUAUAUGUGGAAGGUCAUUUUUUGCUCGAGGUGCGCUCAAAACACAUCUCUUAACUCAUACCGGUGAUAAGCCAAUCGAAUGUAUGCAUUGCCAACGGAAGUUCCGGCAAGUGGGAGAUUUAAAUUAUCAUAUUAUUUCUAUACAUACAGAAGAAAAGAGUCAUCAGUGUGAAUUUUGUGGGAAAUCGUUUUCACGCAAAUAUUCACUCGUUGUACAUCGUCGUAUUCAUACAAGUGAAAAAAAUUACAAAUGCGACUUUUGUCCAAAAACCUUUCGUGCUAGUACAUAUUUGCAAACACAUCGAAGAAUUCAUACAGGAGAAAAACCACACGAAUGCAAAAUAUGUUCCAAAUGUUUCCGCGUUGGGAGUGAUUUACGUCGUCAUAUGUUAACACAUCUACGAAAAGGUGCCAAGACGAGCUGGUAGCACACAGAAGUAGUUUAACCUAACAGUACUUAGAUGAUUUCAAAGGAUGAUCAGCUAGAAAAAUAUGUAUAUUAAUGUGUAUGUAU